ACGUCGAUGGCAGACGCCUCGUUUGAGGGCGUGUACAACUUUCGAGACGUCGGUGCAGCGAUAAACGCUCUCAAUACCGCCCCAAUUCUUCAAGAAAAGAUGAUCUACCGCUCUGGCCGAUUGGAUGGGGCAACCGAAGGUGACCGCCGCAAACUGGUAGAGCAAUACAAUCUCCAGACUGUGGUUGAUCUCCGCACCAAGAGCGAGCAUAUCAGGCAGGGCACCGAUAAGCUCGCUUUGCGUCCAUGGAAGACCGUGUUUAUCAACUUUGUCAGUCACGAAUUCGAGAUUAAUCUGUUGCGCCAGCUCAGAUGGUGGCAAAUAAUUCAAUUUGUUUUGCUCAUGUUGCUCCGCUUCCGCAUCUCGGCUAUUCGGAUUUUGGGACAGAACGUGCUCAAACGCAAGGGGUUGAUUGGUUUGAGCAGGGACUCAUUGAGAUUUUGCCAGGCUGAAAUACUUGCGGCGUUAAACGUUUUUAUAUUGCCAAUGCACACUUGCCCAGUCCUUGUCCAUUGCACCCAAGGCAAAGACAGGUCUGGGCUAGUGAUCAUGCUUGUCCUGUUUGUGCUCAGUGUGCCUUUGCAACACAUCAAGGCUGAAUACUCAAUGUCGGAACUGGGACUUGCGCCAGUUCGCAAAUCUCUGAUUGGGGAAGUCGAAGAGAUCGGGAUGGACGAAGCUUACACACGCGCUCCAGAAGAGGUGGUACAAGCUGUGUGGGACUGCCUAGAGACAGAAUAUGGCGGGGUUGACCGGUACUUGGAUUUACUUGGCUUCCACGAGGAGAAGCGACGAACUCUGAGGAAAAUUUUGCUUGUAUGA
Mycena indigotica is the source of this 822-nucleotide messenger RNA. Its product is annotated as Tyrosine serine protein. Gene Ontology annotation, biological process: dephosphorylation. Gene Ontology annotation, molecular function: phosphoprotein phosphatase activity. The transcript is spliced from 2 exons. Lineage: Eukaryota; Fungi; Basidiomycota; Agaricomycetes; Agaricales; Mycenaceae. Bases 7 to 822 code for a protein of 271 amino acids. The record is from RefSeq and is a predicted model, not a curated record.